Cynoglossus semilaevis (tongue sole) is the source of this 4849-nucleotide messenger RNA. RefSeq names its product claspin (gene clspn). Gene Ontology annotation, molecular function: anaphase-promoting complex binding. The record is from RefSeq and is a predicted model, not a curated record. NCBI's taxonomy places the organism in Eukaryota, Metazoa, Chordata, Actinopteri, Pleuronectiformes, Cynoglossidae. The coding region runs from base 610 to 4665 and encodes 1351 amino acids. The transcript has 25 exons. Gene Ontology annotation, biological process: mitotic G2 DNA damage checkpoint signaling; activation of protein kinase activity; mitotic DNA replication checkpoint signaling.
UGUAAAUGUAGUUAAGUAGUCAGUUAAAGUUGAGGUCGAUGAAACGCUUCUAAGUUGGUUAGAAUUAGAAUGAAACGCACAGAAUUUAGUCCAGAAACGUUGUUUUGAUUUAAAGAAAAAUAAGUCGCAAAGUUAAGGUCAUAAAAAGCUAAAAGCCUGUCAGACAUUAUUUUAAAAAAUAAUAAUUGAGAUGAUACUAGAGAAAGUGUUUGGAAUUUAUUUCUAUCCUGUUUCGCCCCGCCCAUCAGCAAUCUAAAUCUAUGGUGUGAACCAAAUGCUCAUUUGACGGAAGUGUGUCGUCAUGGUGGGUGGGUACUAAUGACCCCAACGGACCAAUAGCGAAGCAAGAAGCGGGCGAUUGACACGUUGGUGACGAAAAACUGUGGGCCAGCUGUCACGGCGCGCGAAAGAUCAAAAUUUCUCUGCGUUAGUAUUGAAGAGGCGGGAGGAAGGGAGAAGCUCUGCUUAAACUCUCUUUAAAUGAACCCUUACUGUCUUCAAUAGUUUCUGCCACACAGGCAUUUAUUAUUUAUUCGUCUGUUGUGGCUACCAAGCUUGGUGAAACCGCUGAUUUAUUCUUGUACAAGAGGGUAAACUUAGCGGACAAAGAUGAGCCUGGUCGCAAAUCAACAACAGGCUGAGGCGCUCCCUGCUGUGGUCCAAACAGCAGCAGAGAGCAGCCUGGACAGUGGGGUGGGUUCUCCAGCCGAGGAGAUGGUCACGGAGACGGCCAACAAUAAAGAGGAGCUUCCAGAUUCUGAAGACGAUGAAGACAUCACAGCUCACAGGAAGCCCCGCCGUCACGCCAUAAGAGACAGCGAUGAGGAAGAAGACGGGGCUGCAGAGGACAGCGUCCACAUGGCUGAAGCACUGGCCCUAUCUGCCUCCAGUGAAGAGGAGAUGGAGACGGACAAGGUUAACGAGAAAGAGAAGAAGACCAAAAGAAUAAGCAGAGCACCGAUCGACAGUGAAGACAGUGAGUCAGAGCGAGGGCAAAGUGAGGAAGUGGGAGAGCAACAGGAUAAGAAGAAAGGGAAGAAGAAGAAGGAGACGAACGAAGAAGGGAAGUCAAAGAAGCAAAAGAGAGAGAAGAGCCAGAGACACCGGGAGAAGAAGGAGAAACGAAGCAAAGCCGUGGACAAACUGAAAAAGAAGGACAGGUUCUCAGAAAGGAGUGAGGAUGCAGCUCCUCCGCGGCCUCUGAAUGACAGUGGGUGUCCACUGGGCGACACAGACCUGUUUGACACUGGUCUUGGCGAUGAGGAUGAAGAAGAGGAGUCUCUGGACGCCAUCAGAGCAGCAGUCAAAAACAAAAUGAAGAAACAAAAGAAAACUUUUCCGGAUGAAGAGGACAGAGAGGAAGAAGAGGAGGAUGAAGAGGCACCAGAGAAACCUCAGCGUGCUGAGAGGAAAGCUGCCCGCGCCAGCAGGGAGGCGAUGAAACUACUCCACAGUGACUCUCAGCGGCUGGUCAGAGAGUCGACUCUCGGCCUUCCUUACCACAUCCCUGAACCCAAGACCAUCGACCAGUUUUUUAGGAAGAGAACCAGACCUGAGGGUCCGGCCAUGUCUUUACUAAAAUCAACAAAAUAUUCAGCCAUGAUGUUGGAGACCCCCUCAGCCCCUGCAGCACCUCCUCCUCCUGUGACCCCAUCCGUUGAACCCCAGCAGCCGUGCUCAGAGGAGGAACCUCCUUUGGGUCUGUCCUCCACUCAGAUCCAGCCUCUGGCCUGUCCUGCUGCCACCUCCUCUCCUCAGCAGGAGAGUCUCAGCCGGGUCAACGAGGAGAGCUUGAGUUUAGACGACAACCAGGAUUCUGGGCCAAUGCUCUGCCUCUCAGAGAGUCUGCAGGAGUCGCUCACGGCAGACGAGGUUGUCAGAAAUGUCAUGGACUCUGGGCUUCAAGCCCCCGCUGCCCUGUCAGAUGAAACCCAGGCUGCAGUGAUACCUGACUCCAGACCUCUGCUGCUGCACCCUGACCCCGGGGCUCCACCUGCUAAAUGUGGGAACACAGAGUCGACUGAAACUGGUCAUUUACAGCAGCAACACGCCAAGCUGAAGAAGGACAGACUGACCCGACUGAAGGAGCUCGGGCUGGUUCCUCCACCUGUUGCCAAACUGUGUCCAGAUGAUGGAGCCUUUAUUCAGCUGGAGCCUCCUCAACCCAACCCUGGCCUGGUGGCUCUGAGGGAGCGUUACCUCCGCCACAUCCAGGCUCCUGUCAAGGCCAAAGGGGAGCGCACCAUGCAGUUGGAAAUCAUCCGUAAAGACAGCACAGCGUCGGGCCAGGAGGAGCUGCACAAGGAGUCGGUCACCGUCACCGUGAAGGGAGAAGCAGAGAAGUCGGCUCCCACCAAACCUGGAGAGAGGCUGCUGUCGCUGAAGCAGCGUCUGCAGCUCGCCAUGGCUCAGCACAGGAAAGAGGAGAGGGCACGAAAGGCCGAGCUGAAUCGCCUGGACAAUGAGGAAUGUGGCGAGGAAGAAGAGGAGGUGGAAGAUCUGACAGACGAGUCAGAAGCAGAAGAGGGUGUGGACGAUCUGCUGGGAGGUGAUGACAGAAUGGAGGAAGAGGAAGAAGGAAGUGUGUCUCACAGCAACAGGAGUGCGUCACCUGUCACGCUGGCCAGACCUUCACCUUCAACCCCUGAUCUGGUCAACACUGAUGGGACCCUCAUGCUGUUCCCAGGAAACUCUCGUACUGGUGAUGGAAUCAGGAGAUCUGGACCUUCUGGGCAGGGCAGCAGUCAUAAGAUGGAUGAGGACGACUCUCUGUCCCUGGUGAAGGACAACAGCCACAACAGCAGCUUUGAGCUGGCAGGCUCCAUGAUCACCUGCUACCAGCCGGUCAGUCAUCAACGCUCCACAGGAAGAGGAGUCCCCAACUCCUCCAUUUUCCGCUCACCGUCUCCCUGCCUCUUCAGGCCGAGUUUCCUCAGCUCGGCCUCCAAGAGUUCUGGAACUCUCUCGAACCCCUUCCUCUGCCUCCCUGUGGAAGAUUCCCAGGAUCUUUACGCCCCUUCAUCCCCUAGUGCUGACUCGGGUCCCCUGGGUGCUGCAGCCUUGGUCCCAGGAGGAGACUCCCAGGGUCGCUUCUCCUUGGAGGACGACGCCCAUUCCCAGUUACUGGACGCCGACGGCUUCCUCAACGUGGGGCCUCGUCGUGGUGCUCCCCCCUCCCACAAACGACAGCUGAUCUUGGACAGUUUGGACGAAAACGCCAUGGACGCUAACAUGGGGGAGCUGCUGGGUUUGUGUUCUGGUGUUUUUAGCUCAGAGGACAACGGCUCCAGCCAGGACAGAGUCCUCGGGUCGACGCAAGAGGACGAGAUGCUCGGACUGUGUUCUGGAGCUUUUCCGCAAACGCAGGCUGGAGAGGAGAAGACGGAAAGUCACGAGAGGAAGGAAGAAGAAGAAGAAGACCAGGAUAAGGAAUCUGAGAGUGACGUGGAUCAGCUGCUGGGGCUGUGCUCCGGGAAGUUCCCCAGUUCAGGUUCUGCUCACUCAGCUUCACCAGUCAAAGACAGUAAAAAGGAGGCAGAAGAGGAGGAGGAAGAGGAGGAAGACUGUGAAUUCCGGCUCCUGUCAGAUGUUGAGAGUGAACAGGAGGAGGAGGAUGAAGAUGAGGAGAAUAAAGAUGGAGAAGAGGAUGGUGGUGAGGAAGGGUACGAUGAUGUGGAAGAUGAGGAGAUGCAGGGGGUGUUUGCUCCAAAGCACGCCAAGAAAAAGAAGAAGAAGAAAAUGCGUCUGGUCGACUACCUGGAGUCGGAGGCCGAGCUGUCGGGCAGCGACCUGGGCAGCGAGGACGAGGACGAUGAUGGAGGGAGUGAGUAUGAGGAGGACGAGCUCCUGGAGGAGCUUCCCUCUGAUGAGGAGCUCCAGGAUCAGGUCAACAAGAUCCACAUGAAGCAGAUUCUUGAUGACGACAAGCGUCGGCUCAGACUCUACCAGGAGAGAUACCUGGCCGACGGUGACCUGCACUCUGACGGACCGGGUCGAGCUCGAAGGUUCCGCUGGAAAAACAUUGAUGACGCUUUCGACGUGGACAGAACGGGAGGAGAGGGGGAAGAAGAGGAGGAGGAUGAAGACAACGUCAUGGACCCUGUGGAGAUCCAGAGGAGACGAGAGAGACUGGAGAGGGAGCAGUGGCUCAGAGAACAAUCUGAACAGAAGGCCAAGAAGGGUGAGGACGUGGACGAAGAUGAGGAGAAGAUGGGUGAGGAGGACAGUCACUUCAUGAAGCUGGCCAAGAAGCUGACGGCCAAGACUCUGCAGAAGAAAGACUCUGCGGUGACAUCACAGCCAGAGAAGAGGACGACGCCAGCGACAAUGACAUCAUCAACUCUUAAUCCGUUCCUGAGAACAUCGCAGCCUUCACAGGUGAAGAGAGGUUCACUGCUCAGUCAGCCUCGGUCUGUCCUCCAGAAACUGGCCAACAUCUCAGAGGGCAACCCUAUGGCUCCAAGGAACACUCGUGGAUUUCUGUUCCAGACACUUUCUCCUGAGAAGGACGGCAAGACCUCGGACGCUCCACAGAACCAGACGAUGAAGAAGAGGAGUCAGGUUGGAGCCGUGAACCCUGCAGCCAAGAGAAUCUGCAGGGAGAACAAACCCGUGGCUCAGAACAGUGGUCCUCAGAGAAGCAUCUUCAGCUUCCUGGACCACUGAGGUUUGACUCCUGGACCCACUUCCUGUCAUUCACCCAGAACAUGUGAUAGAACCAUGACUGGACCUCCUCCUCAGAACUGCCGUUUGUUUGUCCAUUAACGUGUUUUUAAUUAUGUAAAUAGGAUGGAAUUAAUUUAGUUUUUAACAUGUUUUGCGUGAGGAUAAUAAAUGUCUGUUUUACAGU